This is a messenger RNA of Effrenium voratum, 1581 nucleotides long. NCBI's taxonomy places the organism in Eukaryota, Dinophyceae, Suessiales, Symbiodiniaceae. The record is from the annotation of a GenBank genome assembly.
AUGGCCAUCGUCUCGCUGCUGUGGAUGCCGAAGCUGGCGGAUAAGCAGGGCACCAAGCUCUGUGUGCUCAUCUCGGUGCUGGGCACUGCUGUGGCCUAUGGGGUGCAGGGAAAUGCGUACCUCCUCAGUGGCUGCGCCAAAGAGACCUACACGCUCGCAGCCAACGAGACCAUGACGCUCUGGACAGGCCAUGAGUGCCAGGUGUUGACUGGCAAUGUCACCUUGGCCGAUGCGUCAGCCACUGCACAGAGCGGAGGUACGUUGGAGUGUACCCCAAGCUGCGGCAACAAGAACGGGGUGUACUUCAUGAUCUUCGGACAGAUUCUCGCCGGCUUCUUUGGAGGCACGCAGCCCGUGCUGCGGGGCUACAUUGCCAAGAUAUCUCUGCCGAACAUGCAGCUGCUGAAGUUGAGAUCUACCAUGCUCUUUGCCUCCAUGCAGGCGGGGAACUUUGCGCUGGCGCCCAUCGCGGGAGUCAUCUCCCAGUUUGGCCUCUUCUGGCCCUGGUACGCCGCAACUGGCACUGCGGUCUUGGUGCUCCUCUUCGUCCUGCUCUUCUUCAAGAAUCCCCAGGCGCUGCAAGCGCUGGCCGUGGUGGACGCGGAGAAGGGCGAAGAGAAGGAGAAGGAGAAGGAGAAGGAACCGCCAUAUGAGGGCGUGUCGCCCGUGAAGGAUCACAUCCUUUGGCUUAUGUGGUGUGGCUAUAUCUGCAUUUUCAUGUGCAUCUCAGCCCUGAUCUUGCUGCUGCCGCUGCUGCUGGAGUAUGACUCCUUCGGGCUUCUCGUGCCCGGCGACGUGGAGAGGAGCCGGGAGCGGAUCGCCUCCGCCACCUCCAUGGUGAUGAUCCCCCACGGGGUCACCAACCUGGUUUGCUCUACUGUGGGCUUCCUGAUUGUCUCCUCUUACAUCGGAGAUCGGAACACCAUGCGCAUCGGCGUGACCAUCACCAGCGUCUGCAUGGCCUUGUACGGCUUUGCCUCGACCCAGGUCUGGCACAUGCUGUUGCUCCACGGGUUCACGGGGGUGGGCUUGGGCCUCACGGUGCCAGCGAUCACCCCGACGCUGCAGCGGUACGUGGGCAUGGCCCACAGCAGCAAGGCCGCGCAAGCCAGUGCCAUGCCCAUCUUUGGCGGACAGAUUGGCCAGGUGAUCGGCCCCUUGAUCUUCGGCCAGAUCGUGGGGGACAGCCGGGAUCGGCUGCGUAUGAACCUGGCCUGGCUGAUCGCGGCCGUGUGCAUGUUGACGGGCGUGCUCCUGCUGGACUUUAGUAUGGUGAUGGUGAACAGGCAUCCGGUGAUGAAGCGCGUGAACCUCACCUCAGAGCAGCUGAAGAUCAUGUUGUCCACCGAUGCAAAGGAUCAAGACGACUUCGUGGAGGAGAUGUGCCAGAAGCUGAGAGGCAUGCUCACCCCAGGCCAUGCGGACUACCGGGGAGUCCGGGUCUUCAGUGGCGUCGCGCAGCGCUUCUUGGUGCGCCUGUUGGACCGAUCCAUCCCCAAGCUCCGGGAGGAUCCGGAGGAGCACAUCGAGGAUGCUGGCAUUGUCGCCAUGUUGGGAGGGCUCCACCGUGUUACCGCGUGA